This is a messenger RNA of Prunus persica (peach), 1731 nucleotides long. RefSeq names its product ubiquitin-conjugating enzyme E2 32. Bases 749 to 1585 code for a protein of 278 amino acids. The transcript has a single exon. NCBI's taxonomy places the organism in Eukaryota, Viridiplantae, Streptophyta, Magnoliopsida, Rosales, Rosaceae. The record is from RefSeq and is a predicted model, not a curated record.
UAAUCAAGAUGAGGGAUUACAUAGAAAAACAGAGAAAUUAGAGAGAGAGAAAAAAAAAAUCACCUUGGUUAUAUCAAGAAGCCCAUUUCGGCCCGGCCCGGCCCGGCCCGGUGCGCCCUAGAAAGCCCAGCCCACGGAGGAGCCGUAACCUAUUCUAUUACCUCAUCUUUAAAACGACGCCACAUCUCUAACCCUAAAAAUCUCCCCGCUUUCCUCCCUUUGGGUGCCGCACUCACAUUCUGCAAUCUCCGCUUCUCGACUUGGCUUUCUUGCACUCUCUACUCUUCCGCUUUCAUCUCAUGCUCGAUUUCCCCUGUUCAGUUCUUUCUCACCCAAAUAGACACCUCUAGACUAGUUCUGUCCAACUCUCAAACAGUUACAGCUUUCCUCUUCUCUGUCACUGUAAGUAGUGAGAGCCUUGAACUUCAAAUCCAUCCAAGCUUUUGAAUUUUCUCUGAAGAAAUAGCAACAAGAUAUGCAUAUUUACUCUGCAUGACAAGACCUUUGAAAUUAAACACUGCCGGCUCUCUUUCCUUUGAGAAUAAUUAAACACCGCCGGCUCUCUUUCCUCGUAUUUUGAGAAGUAUUGAUUUAAGGUUUGGUUAACCGGAAGAGAUGGUGGUGGAUCAAGUCGGAUCGACGAAGAUCGAACAAAAUCAAAUGGAAUUGGAUCGCUACCCAGCGAUGAAGCGGAUUCUAGAGGAGUAUAGUGAGACUCGUCGGAUCGACGCAGAUCGAACAAAAUCAAAUGGAAUUGGGUUUCUACCCGGCGAUGAAGCGGAUUCGUGGGAUUGAAUCCAAACCCUCCGAUCGAGUCGGAUCGACGCGGAUCGGACAAUAUCAAACGGAAAUCGGUUGUGUGACUCCUAGGCUUUUCUCAGAGGCGGUGCGGCGGAUUGUAGAGGAGUAUAGAUGGAUUAGAUCCAAUCCCUCCGACGAUUUUGACUGCCGCAUGCUCGAGCGGAACCCAUAUGAAUGGCAAUUUGGAAUCAGAGGCGCUAGUGGAACUGAAUUCGAGGGUGGGAUUUAUCAUGGGCGGAUCCAGUUUCCGAAGGAGUACCCAUCGAAGCCUCCUUCAUUCACGCUUUUGACGGAAAAUGGUCGCUUCAAAACCCACAACAAGAUCAGGAUAAGGCGACUGAAUGAUUGGCAGCCAUCAUGGAGGGUGCGAGAUGCUUUAGAUGCACUUAUCGAUGAAAUGCCCACCUACCCAGAUGGUGAAUUGGGCUCAGUAGAAUACAAUAAGGAAGAAAGGCGUGAUCUAACCGUCAAAUCUCAUGCAGCAGCCCCAAAAUAUGGCACUUCUGAACGUCAGAAGUUAAUUGAUGAGAUUCAUGAAUAUCUGCUAAGCAAGUCACCACCUGUUCCUUUUCCUCAACUUCCUCAACUGAUCCCCUCACAGGCCUCCAACGGCACUGGCGGCAGCUAUGUCGUCAACGGCGGCUAUGUCGUCAGUGGGAAUACAUUUCAUGCUACCAAUUCCAACGGGGUAGGAAUUUUGGAUUCUAUGAAUGCCUUCUCCGACGAAGACCACAAGCUUUUACCUUCUUGGCUAAAACUUUUUAGGUGGAGAAAGCAAAACUAGACGUCCGUGAACACGACCAAGAGUGAUGAACUGAGGUGAUAGUCUGUAGCGUAUGCCUCUUUUUCUUGUAGCUUCUCUCAUGUACAACUACAUAGAAAUUGAAAAUGUGCAUUCUAGUUUAAUGAAUAUUCUUGGCUCUUCUUGCA